AUGCUUCCAAAGUGCGAUGUAGUUGUUAUCAACACGCCUCUCACUGAAAAGACAAGGGGAUUGUUUGACAAAAAUAGAAUUGCUAAGUUGAAGAAAGGUGUCUUGAUUGUUAACAAUGCUCGCGGGGCAAUUAUGGACACACAAGUAGUUGCUGAUGCUUGCUCUAGUGGACACAUUGGAGGUUACAGUGGGGAUGUUUGGUUCCCUCAACCAGCUCCAAAAGAUCAUCCAUGGCGCUACAUGCCAAACCAUGCCAUGACUCCUCAUAUUUCUGGAACCACCAUAAAUGCACAGUUACGCUAUGCUGUUGGAGUUAAAGAUAUGCUUGAGAGGCACUUCAAGGGUGAAGACUUUCCUCAACAGAACUACAUUGUGAAGGAGGGUGAAUUAGCAAGCCAAUACCGGUGA
Messenger RNA from Lathyrus sativus (Indian pea), 408 nucleotides. NCBI's taxonomy places the organism in Eukaryota, Viridiplantae, Streptophyta, Magnoliopsida, Fabales, Fabaceae. The record is from the annotation of a GenBank genome assembly.